AGGCAAGAAAAACUUCACUAACAAAAUGAAGAGCAUUCUAAUAAUAUUUGGCCUAAUCCUUCGGACUGAAACAGUGGCAGAUCAGAGCCCAGGGCCAGGUCCUGAGUUUGCAGAUGUGGUGUUCCUGCUGGACAGCUCAGAUCACCUGGGAAGCAAAUCCUUCCCUUUUGUGAGAACAUUCAUCAGCAAGAUGAUCAGCAGUCUCCCCAUCGAGGCCACCAAGUACCGCGUGGGUCUGGCCCAGUACACUGACAUGCUCCACACGGAAUUCCAGCUGCAUACGUUCAAGAGCAGGAACCCCAUGCUGAACCACCUCAAGAAGAAUUUCGGGUUCAUUGGUGGCUCCCUGCAGAUAGGAAACGCCCUCCGGGAGGCUCACACCACCUUUUUCUCCAGACCCACCAAUGGGCGGGACAAGAAGCAGUUUCCCCCGAUUCUGGUGGUCUUGGCAUCAGCCGAGUCCGAGGAUGAUGUCGAAGAGGCUGCUGAGGCCCUGCAGAGAGACGGGGUGAGAAUCAUCUCUGUGGGGCUGCAGCAGGCGUCUGAGGAGAACCUGAGGGCCAUGGCCACAGCUCAGUUCCAUUACAGACUGCGGACGGUCAGAGAUCUCAGCACAUUUUCCUCAAGCAUGAUGGAGAUCAUCAAGAAUGCAACUAAGUACAGGGAAGUGGAAGCCGAUACUGAUGAAAAAGUCCCCCUGCCUGUGGUCUGUCAGAAAGAUUCACUUGCUGACCUCAUGUUCCUGGUGGAUGAGUCGGUAGGGAGCAUGCAAAAUCUAAGGAAUGUGAAGAGCUUCCUGGAGGAUGUCACCUCCUCCCUGGAUGUCAAGAGCAGCUGCACGCGGCUUGGACUGAUGAGCUACAGCACUGGUAGUGAGAUCAUUUCCUUUCUCAACUCUAGCACAACCCAGUCUGAAUUUCAGCAGCAGAUCCAGAAGCUUUCCCUCCGGACUGGAAAAUCCAAUGCUGGAGCUGCCAUUGAGACGCUGAGGAGAGAAGGCUUCUUAGAUCCCACAGGCAGCAGGAGGGCACAGGGCGUGCCCCAGAUGGCAGUCCUGAUCACUCACAGACCUGCCGACGACGAGGUGCGCAGAGUUGCUCAGGACCUGCGACAAGAGGACAUAACUAUGUUUACCAUGAGUAUCAAAGGGGCUAACUCUACCCAGAUAGAAGAGAUUGCCUCUUACCCUCCAGAGAAGACAAUUUCCCAGCUGGACUCCUAUAGAGACUUGAGAAAUUAUAGUACAAAGUUUGUGAAAAAGAUCCAGAAUGAAAUAUGGUCCCAAAUUUCUACUCGUUCUGAAUUAGUGGAUCUCGAUAAAACUGGUUGUGUGGAUACAAAAGAAGCUGAUAUCUAUUUCCUCAUUGAUGGUUCAUCCAGCAUCGAGAGAAGAGAUUUUGAUGUGAUCAAGGAAUUCAUGUCAAAAGUAGUAGACAUGUUUAGCAUUGGACCAAACAGAGUUCAAGUUGGAGUUGUGCAGUAUUCAGACAAGAUCCAAGAGGAGUUUAACAUCAAUCUCUAUACCAAUAAAGUGGACUUAACAAAGGCUAUUUUUAAUGUCAAGCAAUUGACAGGUGGCACUUACAUUGGGGAGGCUCUGGAUUUCACAUUGUCAAAAAUACAAGAAGGAAGGAAGCUUAGGCCAAGACCAGCACCCUGUUACCUCAUAGUGCUGACUGACGGGGACUCCUCAGACAGCGUCCUAGAACCUGCUGAGAGACUAAGGGCUGAGCAAAUCACCAUUUACGCAGUUGGCAUUGGGAAUGCAAAGAAGAUAGAACUACAGCAAAUUGCUGGAACUGAAGAAAGGGUUAUUUUUGGGCAGAACUUUGAUUCUUUAAAAAUUAUAUCAAAUGACGUUGUUCAUGGUAUCUGUACUGAAAAAGGAUGUGAAGACAUGAAGAUUGACAUCAUGUUUUUGGUGGACAGUUCUCACAGUAUAGGACUUGAAAAUUUUGGGAAGAUGAAAACCUUCAUGAAAAAUGUGUUAGAUAAGAUCCAGAUUGGUCCUAACAAAACUCACAUUGGUGCUGCUCAGUUCAGCACUAACACUAAGGAAGAAUUUCAGCUUGAUGAAUACUUUACGAAAGGAGAACUUUUUGAUGCAAUAGACAGAAUGCCUUACAUGGACCAAACCACUUUGACCGGGAAGGCACUAACCUUUGUAGACCAGUACUUCAGCCCCCUCAAAGGUGCCCGUACAGGGGUCAGGCAGUUUCUCAUCCUCAUCACAGAUGGAGAGGCGCAGGAUGAUGUGCAAAAGCCUGCUAAAGUUCUCCGGGACAAAGGAAUCACCAUCUUCUCUGUGGGUGUCUAUGGCGCCAACAGGACUCAGCUAGAGGAGAUCAGUGGGGAGGGAAGCCGAGUCUUCCAAGUGGAGAAAUUUGAUGAUCUAAAGACCAUAGAAAGUAAACUCAUCUUCCGCGUGUGUGCUCUUCACGAUUGUAAAAGGAUCGAAAUGUUGGACAUCGUGUUUGUGCUGGAUCACUCGGGCAGCAUAGGAGUGGAUCAGCAAGAGAGUAUGAUGAACUUAACUCUCCACCUGGUGGAGAAAGCAGGGGACCAAGUUCAGUUUGGAGCUCUCAUAUAUUCAAAUGAACCUACGGUUCUUUUCCACCUCAACACUCACCCGAAUAAGGCAGCCAUCGCUGCUGACCUAAGGAAGCGCAGAAGCACUGGAGGUGAAACCUACACGGCCAAGGCGCUCAAGCACUCAGAUGGCAUGUUCACAGAGGAGCACGGAAGCCGCAUCAAGCAAAACGUGAAGCAGGUCCUGAUCAUCAUCACCGAUGGGGAAUCCCAUGACCGGACUGAUCUGAGUCAGACAGCACAGAAACUGAGAGACAAAGGUGUCACCAUCUAUGCGGUGGGUGUGGGAGAGGCCAACCGAGUGGAGCUGGAGACUAUGGCAGGGAACAAAGACAAUGCUAUCCAUGUUGAGAAUUUCGACAAGCUGAAAGAUAUUUAUCUGCCCAUACAAGAAGGCUUGUGUAAUGCUACACCAGCGGUCUGUAAUAUUCAAGAAGCGGAUGUGGUUUUCCUUUUGGAUGGCUCUGACCUGGUAUCUAAUUUGGAUUUUGUUACCAUGACAACUUUCUUGUCGGAAUUAAUUGAUAAUCUUGACACCCAGUCUCAAAAAAUAAACAUUGGGAUGGCUCAAUUUGGGGAGCUGUACAGUGAAAUUGUGAGGUUGGGAAGUUCUCUGACUAGAACUGAAUGGAAGACUCGAAUUCAGAUGAUCAACAAGAUCACUGGAAUUCCUCAAAUGGACUUGGCCCUUAAAAAAGUGAGAUACAUGUUUGAUUCGUCUGCUGGUGGGAGAAGAAAUGCUGGUGUCCCUCAAACUUUGGUCAUCAUCACAUCUGGGGCUCCCUCCAGCAAUGUAGCGGAAGCUGUGAAAGUCCUGAAAGACCUUGGAAUUUGUGUCCUGGUUUGGGGCAUAGGAGAUGUGUAUAAGGAACAGCUUCUGCCCAUAACAGAAAAUGCUGGCAAAAUCAUCACUCUUCAAGAGUUUAAUAAAUUAAAGGAUGGGAAGGUGAAAAAAAGAAUGGUCCGUGAAGUCUGUCAGAGCUGCAAGGAAACCAAUUGCUUUGUGGACAUAGUGGUUGGGUUCGACAUCUCCACUCACCUGCAGGGGCAGAAUCUGUUUAAGGGCCAGACCUUGCUGAAAUCAUCCCUCCCAGGCAUCUUAGAAGACAUCACCUCCAUCAGGGGGGUGAGCUGUGGGGCAGGCACAGCAACACAGGUGAGUGUGGCCUUUAAGGUGAACCCAGCAUCCUCUGCCAAGUUCCACAUCUACCAGAGAGCCAUCUUCGACAGCCUGCUGCUCCCAGUCACCGUGGAAGGGCCAACUCACUUGAAUGCUGAGUACCUGCAGGCUCUGUGGGACACGUUCGAGGACGAACCUGCAUCCCGAGGAAAGGUGUUACUCAUAUUUUCAGAUGGUCUUGGGGGUGAAAGCAUGACAACGCUUGAAGAUCAGUCUGACAGGCUCAGAAAAGCAGGACUUGAUGGUUUGCUGGUGGUGUCCCUAAACACAACCGCUCCUGAUGAGUUUUCCAGCUUUGAAUUUGGAAAAGGAUUUGAUUACAGGACUCACCUGACCAUUGGAAUGACGGAAGUGGGAAAAAUGCUAUCACGGUAUCUAGAAAAUAUUGCAGAGAGGACUUGCUGCUGCACGUUUUGCAAGUGUUCAGGACCCCCAGGACGUCCUGGGACACAAGGACCAUCAAACUUGAAGGGUGUGAAAGGUCAGAAAGGCAGCAGAGGACACAGGGGAGAGGAUGGAGACCCUGGGGGACGAGGAGAGACUGGACCCACAGGAGAAAAGGGGAUUGCAGGAUGCCCAGGGGAGCAAGGCCAAAAGGGAGCCCUAGGAUACACCGGAUCAAAGGGGGAACCAGGAGAGGAUGGGGUUGAUGGACUCGACGGGGAAGAGGGCUUUCAUGGACUUCCUGGGAAAAAGGGAGAGAAAGGUGACUUGGGUUAUCAGGGAAGCCCAGGUUCCAGAGGAGCCCCUGGUGUAUACGGAGAAAAGGGAUUCCGAGGGGAUCCUGGAAAUGCAGGAACAAAUAAUAACAUCAGAGGAAGAAAGGGCUCCAAAGGAGAACAAGGAAGACAAGGUAGAACUGGACAGAAAGGAACAAAUGGCAGCCCUAGUUCCAUAGGAAUCAGAGGAAGAGGAGGUCAAAGAGGACCCCCAGGUGCCCCAGGGAACCCAGGAGCUCCAGGACCGAAAGGUGAACUGGGCGCUGAAGGAUUACAAGGACCACAGGGGUCAACUGGAAUACCUGGCAGAAAAGGAGAGGUGGGAAAUCCUGGCCAUAAAGGACCUCAAGGUCCAAAUGGGCCAGUGGGAGCUAAAGGGAGUGAUGGAAGACCUGGGUUGUUGGGGAAAAAAGGAGAACCUGGACUUCUUGGAGAUCCAGGACCACAGGGGCAAGUGGGCCAGCGAGGAAAGCAGGGAGAUAAUGGCAUCCCAGGCUACGGUCCGAUGGGACGAAAAGGAGUAAAGGGCCCAAGAGGAUUUCCUGGUGAUAUGGGGCAAAAGGGUGAUAUUGGUGAUCCUGGAAUUCCUGGGGGACCUGGACCCAAAGGAUACCAGGGAGUAACUCUCUCUGGAGGCUCUGAAGGUGCAAAGGGAUCUCAUGGACACCCUGGUCUUCCUGGCAGGAGAGGUGCUAAAGGCAUGGCGGGACAGCCAGAAUACCCUCUAUGUGAUCUGAUCCAGUUCUUGAGGAACCAUACUCCUUGUUGGAAAGAAAAGUGCCCAGCAUACCCAACAGAGCUGGUAUUUGCCCUGGACCAGUCCCAUGAUACCGAAGAACAGAGGUUUAAUCAAAUGAGGGAAAUGAUCAUUUCCAUAGUCAAGAAGCUUCACAUCAGGGAGAAUAACUGCCCUGUGGGAGCAAGGGUUGUCGUGGUUUCCUAUGACUCACAAGCCAGAUACCUGAUCCGGAGGUCUGACUACCACAGCAAGAAACAACUCCUCCAGCUUCUCUCCCAAAUCAGCUAUCAACGCCCUAUGGCGGACCAGGAUAUCGGUGACGCCAUGAGGUUUGUGGCUCGGCACAUCUUCAAGCGGACAUUUGCAGGAGGCAAUGUGAGGAAAGUCGCCGUGUUCUUCAACGCUGGACAGGCGGUCAGCCAGUCGUCCAUCAUCACGGCCACCAUGGAGUUCAGUGCCUUGGACAUCACUCCAGCAGUCAUUACUUUUGAUGAAAGGCUUUUCCUUGAUGAAGCUUUUGAAUUUGACGACACUGGAACAUUUCAGGUGAUCCCUGGUCCUUCACGGGGAAUUAAUGAACCUCCAGAAAGACUUUGGCUCUGUACCCUUUGCUAUGAUAAAUGUUUUCCAAAUGCCUGCAGCAAAGAUAUCAUCUUACCUGAAAAUGCAUACAUGGAUGUAGCCUUAGUCUUAGACAAUUCUCGGCAUGUAGCAAGUGAGGAGUUUCAGGCCCUGAAGACCUUGGUGAGCGCAAUGCUUGAUAACUUUAUCAUUUCCUCAGACCCUUUAGUGUCAGACUUUGGUGAUAGGAUUGCCUUGUUGACCUAUUCUCCUUGGGAUCACUCCCAGAGAAACCAGGGUGCAGUAAAAACAGAGUUUGACUUCACAACUUAUGACAACCAUGUUCUAAUGAAGAGCCACAUUCAGACUUACCUCCAGCAGCUCCAUGGAGAUGAGGCGAUUGGCCCUGCACUGCUGUGGACCAUGGAGAACCUCUUCCCUAGCUCACCUUACUUGAGAAAACACAAGGUGAUCUUUGUGGUGUCUGCUGGGGAGAAUCAAGAGAAUAAAGAAUUCCUAAGGAAGAUGGCGCUGAGGGCCAAGUGUCAAGGCUAUGUCAUAUUUGUGAUUUCCCUCGGCUCACUACAUAAUCAUGGCAUAGAAGAAAUAGCCAGCUACCCACCUGAUCACCACUUGAUCCAGCUUGGGAGAAUUCACAAACCAGAUCUGAAUUAUAUCCUGAAGUUUCUAAAGCCAUUUGUAUACUCAGUCAGACAGGGAUUCAAUCAGUACCCACCACGAAUGCUUGAGAGUGCCUGCAGCCUCAUCAAUUCAGAAGCAGAAGAUGAUGGAAAGAACUAUCUCUUAAUGACUCCUGAGCCACCUGAGAUUUCUUUGGCAGAUGCCAGCUUCACAAGUCAGGAAUUAAAUGCUGGAAGAAACAUAUCUUUUUUGUUGGCCAGCAAUGGAAGUGGCCAUCUGGUUUACGUUCCAAACCACCUAGAAAUGCCACAGGAAUUGAUGAGCAAAUAUGAAAAAGAUCAUGAUUCUGAAGAAAUCAUAAGUCUCAUUCCUGGAAAUGAAAAUCAAGGCAGAAACGAAGAACCAGGUCUUACUUAUAAACCUGGAGAUGCCUCUCUUCAAGAAUAUUUCAUGGAUGUGGCUUUCCUCAUAGAUGCUUCCCACAGAGUAGGAAACGAUGGCUUUAAGGAAGUAAAAGAUCUUAUAAUCUCAGUACUUGAUUAUUUUUACAUCGCCCCAGACCCACUGACCUCCCCACUAGGGGACAGAGUGGCACUCCUGAGCUACUCUCCUCCAGGCUAUCUGCCCGACACUGAAGAAUGCCCUGUCUACCUGGAAUUUGAUUUGGUUACUUAUAAUAGUGUCUAUCAAAUGAAACAUCAUCUCCAAGAUUCUUUCCGAAAGCUCAAUGGAGAUGUUUUUCUUGGCCAUGCCCUGCAGUGGACAAUAGACAAUGUCUUUGUAGGAACCCCCAAUCUGAAGAAAAACAAAGUUAUUUUUGUUAUAUCUGCUGGUGAAACCAACAUAUUAGACAAGGAAUUCUUAAGAAAUGUGUCUCUCAGAGCCAAGUGUCAGGGAUACGCCAUAUUUGUGUUUUCCUUUGGUCCUAUACACAAUGACAAGGAGCUAGAAGAAUUAGCCAGCCACCCACUGGAUCAUCACUUGGUCCAACUUGGUCGAACCCACAAGCCAGAUCUGAACUAUAUCAUCAAGUUUGUCAAGCCAUUUAUCCAUAUAAUCAGACGUGCCAUCAACAAAUAUCCCCAUGCAGAUCUGAGACCCAAGUGUGAAAACAUCACCUCUCCCAAAGCAGAGAAUGAGGGUACAGAAAACACUCCAUUCCUUACUCCUGGGGUAUAUGAAAUAGAGACAGAAAACAGUGAGCUGUUUGGUUCCCAAGAGCAGCAUUUCUUUGUAUUAGGGGAUAAUCAUAGUAAUGAUUCUGGGACCACUACUGAUUUGAUCCAGAAGUUAUACAUACUUCUUUCAACUGGGCAAGUCAUGAUGAGAGACAAGAAAGAGGCACAUUCUGAAGAAAUUACACCUCCAGCAAAUGGUAUACAGCACGAUGACAAAGAUGGUGAGGAUACAAAAUGAUCAUAGCAGAAGAAAGAAGAUAGCUCCAUUGGCACUUGUAACUCCGUGUGGUUCUAACCAGAUAGUAGAAACCAUUUAUUAGAUAGAUUGGUAAGUGAAAGAAUUUUUGUCAUAAAGUCUGUUGUCUAACGACGUGCCAAUUGUGUUUUCUGUCUCAAGUCUGGAGGAAGAAUUUUCCUACAUGAAAACAUUAGCGAGUAGCUCUGAAAAAGUAGAAAUGACUUUGGUUCUUCUUAGAGCUGGGGUACCAAUCUCAUAUAUAGAAGUUGAAAAACAAGGUCAGAAGAGAAAACACUCAGCAGAACUUGGACUGGAGUUGGUGUAUUGCACCAAAGUAAAAGACUCUGGGGGUGGGGAGAGGGUUCUGGUCCUGGAACAUGAUGGUGGAGGAGGACCCAGAGGAGGUUGUAUUGUUACGUGGAGAACUGGGAAAUGUUAUGCAUGUACAAACUAUUGUAUUUUACUAUUGACUGUAAGCCAUUAACCCCCCAAUAAAGAGAUUUAAAAAAGAAUUAGGGUACCUGAUCUUGAAGGGUUAACUGAAUCUUCAUUGACAGUUGUUCACCAUUCAAGAAUCAGUUCUAAUGAUGCAUUUGUCUGAAGAGGAAUAUUGGCAUUGUUUUUAUCACAUGAAUAAAAAGCAGCUGGAAUAGAAUUAUAAUUCCUAGGAAGGUCUUCUCUCUGAAUGAUAACCCCACGUCCAUAUCUUCAGCUUUAGCAAGGCUCAGAUGUUGAUUUCAGCUUUGAAUGACCACCUUAUGGUUGUCAAUGCAUACACUUUUCUGGGACACUCACCAAGGAAUAUAUUUCUCCAGAAGGAAGAGGGGGCAAGAACUGCUGUGUUUGUGUAGUGGUCAUUUAUUUUAAUUUUAGUAGACUUUGCUAUGUACGUUCUUGAUGGUUUUUGUUUUGUUUUGUUUGUAAAAUAGUUGUGGAAAACCAUGAUGUACUUGGGAAUUACAAUGUCAUAAGAGACAACUUCUAAAAUAAAAAACAAGUCUAGCCCAAAAGCUUCCUCUGUCCAUUUCUGUUUAAAUGUAUUCUAAUUUAUAACCAUUAGAACACGAAUCAAGGAUGGAAACAUUUACACAAAAUUGUAAAAUAAGUUGGUAAUGAAUUAUUUAAAUUAUUCAAUUUGGUUAAGAAAGCAAGUACUUAGCAAGUCAUUAAAUAUAUAAUGUAUUGUUCAAUGAUUGUGUUAUAGUAUAGGUAAUUUUGUACUUUUUUCACACCAUUCAUUACUCUUGUUAUUUGAGUAAUCUGUAAAACAACUCAGUCAAUUGACUACAGAUUGGUUAAAGCUAUACAGUAACCAUUUAUUGCCCUCUAGGAAGUUCUAAAGCAAACUAUACUAAUUUAAUAAAAUGUUG
This is a messenger RNA of Erinaceus europaeus (western European hedgehog), 9216 nucleotides long. It is a transcript of the gene COL6A5, whose product is annotated as collagen type VI alpha 5 chain. Gene Ontology annotation, biological process: extracellular matrix organization. Bases 26 to 7846 code for a protein of 2606 amino acids. The transcript is spliced from 40 exons. The record is from RefSeq and is a predicted model, not a curated record. Lineage: Eukaryota; Metazoa; Chordata; Mammalia; Eulipotyphla; Erinaceidae. Gene Ontology annotation, molecular function: extracellular matrix structural constituent conferring tensile strength.